UCGAGGACGGAACAUAAAGGCCCUUGCACUCGAGAACUUGUACUGCGUAUUCUGCUAGUUGUACUGAUCCCGCGGAGAAUAUAUCAGUGUGGAUUUCCCUUUUAGAGACUCGAGAUUCCCUGUGGAGGUACAAACCAGCAACUUUCCGAUCCUAUAUGAUUCGAGGGAGACACCAAUAAAGAAACGAAAGCUGUUAUAAAGCCAAGUGACUCCUGCUGCGCGUGGCAGCGCCCAAGGGCCGAGGGGCGCCCAUUCCCCGUUUGCAGCCGAUUCCUUCGGCGUUCCAGCGGAGGUUUCGAAGUCGGGAUCCUAAGCGCCAGACCCCUACAUCCUUUCCCCGAGGGAAGCCGCACGUCCCGCCAUCAUCGACGAAAUCUGCACUACACCGACCAGCGUGCAGUGGAGGCGAGAACGCCGAAGGGGAGCCUCGUAGUUCCGCCCCAUGAGAGGAAGCCCCAGGGGAGCCGCCCCGAGCACAGUGACGACGUCACUGCUGUAGUCCCGCGGGACGAUGGUCGCCACGCCCAGCGCCGCCUUCGCACGGGCUCUCCUCGCCCCCCUUCUGCUAUUGCUCUUCUCAGGGAACUCGACCCUCGAGGCGCUCCCUGACGCGGGUCUGCCGCAGGAGGCCAGCCAGGGCAGCCGCAUCAUCCCGCCUUUUUCUCCAUCUCUGGAACGCGCGCGCUCCCUGGGCUCGUCCCCCGUCACGCCGCAGGGGAGAGGCAACAGUGCUUCUCCGGAGAAUCCACCAAGAAGCCCCUCCCCGGGCACGAGGGAGGGCGCGGAGGCACCCCAGGGCAGACCAGGGGAUGACGCCGGGGCACUGGCACCGUACGGUAAAGGGCUGAGCAGCGACGAGGGCCGGCGCCGGGGAGACGAGGAUGUGCCCCCACUGAGCGAGCUGCCCCUCGACGACGACGACGCGGAGCCUGACUGCCCUCCCUCGCUGCCGGAGGGCUACAUCACCUGGAGGAGAGACAGCAGACUGGUCACAGCGACUCUCCCGCAUAUGGUCCCAAGAUCGUGCUUGCCGCCCCUCAAGUGCAGCGUGUCAACUACCGUCCACCGGCGAGUAUUCCUGCAGGACGGAGACACCUUGGAGGUCAUCCUCCAGGCGCCCCCGGACUAUACCCCGCCCACAUCCUCGGAGUACGUCCCUCAACCAACGCCCACGCCGCCCACGCCAGCUCCAGUCACAACACCCGUCGCUACAACAAUAGCAGCAACAACUACUACAACAACAACAAUAGCAACUACAACAACAACAACAACGACAACAACAACAGAGAUCGAUACAAAUGAGACUUUCACGGCAGACGCAGAGACGACAGAUAUCGCAGGCCAACAGGGGCAUGAGCUGCUGGAUCAGCACGAGGCCGACGUGACCUCCACCGCGGCCUCCAGGCAGCCGCAGGAGCCAGCCGAAGAGCAAGGGCCAUUCGCCCCACAGGAGUCUCAGCACGAGAGGAAAGAGGCGACGACUCAGUUGCACUCAGAACCUGUCGCCCAAAACCAGACUCACCUUUUCGCUCGCGAAGACAACCACCCGACGGGAGCCUCGACCUCAACCACCUCCGGGAGAAACAAAAGGCAGGUUGUGGGCGGCGCCCCCCAUUACCCGCAGUUCUCCGCCUCAACCAAAAAGCCUCCGGCACACAAGCUGACGAAAGAGAAAGAGGAUUCGGAAGCGAAAGCGCUCGCCGAGAAGUCAAGAAGACUGGAGAAUCAGACUGCAAAUUCUCCUCUCACAAUAUGGAGGGUGAGCGUGGCGGAGUGGGCGUCGUGCAGCACGCGCGAAGGAGGCCAGAUCGGGGAGGGAGGCGAGAACGGCGUCGUGACCGUCGACUCCAGGUUCCUCCAGGCCGGCACCAACUAUUUCAUCGGUCGAUCUUCGUGGUCCUCAACGGAGUGCUUCAAGUUGCAGGUCAUGGUUAGGUCAGCAGAAUGCGGCGAAGGGCAAAUCUGUUCCGGGAAAGGAACCUGCUUCACCAAUGCCUCUAUGGAGCACUUCCAAUGCCGUUGCUGCGAUACCUACACGGGGUCUCACUGCGAGGAGCUGGAUGCCUGCGAGCCGAACCCGUGUCUCAACUCGGGGAUCUGCGUGGACAUCCAGGAGGGGCAUGACGGGGACACUUUCCAGUGCCUGUGUCCUUAUGGGUACCGAGGGAGGUACUGCGAAGAGUGGACCAACCUUUGUGAGUCUCGACCCUGCCAGAACGGCGGCACGUGCACAGGCAAUCACUCGUCCUACACAUGUCUCUGUUCCCCCGGCUGGACGGGGACUCAGUGCAGCGAGCGUGAGGAAGUGACAGAACUCAGCAGCAACAACGAUGAGGCUUGCGCGAACAGCCCUUGCAUUCACGGUGUCUGCGUGGAGACCCAAUCCCAAGGCGUUAGGUGCUUUUGCUUGCCAGGAUACGGGGGUUCGCGUUGCCAGUUUGAGUACAAUGAGUGCGAAUCCAGCCCGUGUAUCAACGGCGGAACUUGCGUCGACAUAGUUAGCGGCUUCCAGUGUCUGUGCGGCAGAGGCUACACGGGGAAACGCUGCCAAGUCAAGUUCGACCUUUGUAAGCCGGACCCUUGCCCGGCGACGAAGGUGUGCGUCGACAAGGGUAACAGCUACUCGUGCGAGUGUCUCAACGGCCUCAGCGAAGACAACUGUGGUCAUCACAAUCUCGUGUGCAUGCCUAACCCGUGCGAAAACGGGGGUACCUGCUGGAUCGUCCCGGAAGUGCACGUGUUCUUCUGCUCGUGUCGGCCGGGGUUCACGGGGAGGACGUGCCAAGGUAUCGCCCCGGACGUCCACGACGAGGCCGUGCUGGAGACGGUGGGCGCUGUGGGCACGGCCGAGCCCCACGGCCUCCUGGACGUGCGCCUCCCCGUCGACCGCCCGCUCAACCACAUAAAGAACAUCUACGUCGCUUUUGCCACCCUGGCUGCGGCGCUUCUCAUUUUCAUUGUUGUGGUGGGCGCGUGCCACUGCCGGCUGAACAGGACUUACCGGAAGUGCUUCGUGAAGCUCCCGCGCCCUGGCAAAGUGCUGCACACCGUGAGGCGACCGCGGCCCACCUCGCUCUUCGACAAGGCCAGCAGACGCGAGCGGAACGGGGCCCUGCGCCUGGAGACGGACCCCGACGGCGCGGCGAUGCCCAUGACCUCCUGCAACUCCAACUCGGAUGCCGUCUACUACAACAUGGACGCGUGCGACAACCAGGAGCUGCCCCUCAUCAAGUAGGCCGGCGGAGGAAGAGGAGGCCCUCGGCUGCCUCCCCCCCGACCGCCCCUCGCCGCCGCUGCGCCUCCCGAGGGCCCUGGAGUGAUGAACCUAUGACGGAGUCUCGUUACUGAAACACCUACGUUAAUUCGUUUGUCCAUUGUCUUCUAGAUUUUGCGCAUAGUCAAGCUCGAAUACUGGUCUGUAGUUGCAAACGAGAGUAGUUUGACAAAUUUAUUUUCUUGUUUCUUACUUAGAGAUUCAUAUUUUUUGUGGUCAAUGGAUAGUGAAGACGCGCAGCACCAUUACUUUUAACCAUUCGUAGUUUGUUGUCAACAAAUUCUAGUCGAUAAGUGUAUCGCAGGCCAGAUGCAUGAUUAGAUAACUCAAGAAAAUAUAAAGAGAAAAGGACCUAUCAACACCUACCCGAUGUAGAUGAGAGUUUUGCAGGUAUUAUUCUGCUCUCAUAGUGAACUCGGAACGUGAGGCUACCGGGCUUUUGUAAUAACUGCCGCGCCUUUAAGUUCCGGCAUUUCCCGCAGAUAUAGGCUUACCACAAAAUGAGUUUAUAUCUCUCGCCAUCCAGUUUUAUCGACAUGAGAUCUAUCUCUAAGGUAUAUUAUAAGUAAGGCCUAUGUUCACGUUUGUUUUCGUAGCGUUCUUCCAGUGUAGCGUUCACGACUUCAGAUAGAAUAUAGCGGUCAUCCAAGUUGAUCAUAUUUUCUUGCACAUUUGAUUUUUUAACAAUGCACAAUAUCAGACGUUUUGCAUGUUAAGCACCCACACUCGUAUACAUAAACUGAUAUUAGUAUGAGCCAAGAACUAAUUAUAUCAUGUAAAUGACAGUGAACGUGAAGAGGGGUACUCCUCAUGGAAAGAAAAGAAAGAUGGACAAUCUAUUAACUUGGGAGUGCAAACACGAGUGUGUAACCUGGAAAUUAUAUUGUGAAUGAACUAUCGUUUACAAAAGCUCUCAACCUACCAGUGAAAAUGAUUCAAUGUGCACGUCAAAUGCGUUAUUCAACAGAAGAAUUAUUUUCUUAAUCUAAACUGACUGAACCUGAAUCUACUGUUGCAAUUGACGUGUGAGACUUGUUGAUAAGUGUCAGCUAGAUGAUGCCAAAGCCGAGAGUUUUGUAAACAAAUGCACACAUUUGGACCUUGCUAAACUUGGAAAUUUUGCUGGGAAUAAUCUACAAAGCGCGGGAUACAAGGAGACUCGUUUGUUUCUUCUCUUACAAGGAGCAUCUUCAAUGGUGUUUCGCAUUACCUGAUAGUUGUAUUUAUAGUCGGUUGAUUUAAAACAGAAUAGAUUCAAAUUUUAAAGGGUAUUAUUGAUAUUCUUCAAUUUUCGAGCCUACUUGUCAGAUAUGAUUGUAAUGUAUAAAUGUCCAUAGUCUCUUCUUGAUAUCAAACAUUACUCUGUCUUUUCCAAGGACAAAGAAAAAGAAAAAUGCGAGAGGAUUGAUUUUUUUCUUCUUUUAUUAUCAUUAUUGUUGUUAUUAUCAUUAUUUUAGCUUAAUGCCCUGUCAGUAGUGAUGGUUACAUUCAUCCGAGUGUGUAUUCUUAAGGAUAUAGUUGUUGUAUACAUGUAUUUUCAUUAUUUUUCGAUUUUAAUCCAUUAGACUACCACAGCUGUUAACCCUUCUCCUGAGCCGACCAUUCACACAUCGAUGCCAAGACCUUCAGCCGAAUCAGCUGCGGAACCAAACCCGCCACUUCUCUGUGAGCUGCUGCCGUAGCCUGUGGUGCUCUUUAUGCUUCCAGAAAUACUUCCGUCGCUCCUAUUUACAUCUGCCUCUACCACUCAUGCUAUUCUAAUUAGCACAAGUACUGUGACUACUGUUGCAGUAACGAUUUUUUUUUUCAUCUAGAAAUACUGCACUGCUACUUCACCUGUAGUACCGCUGCCACAUCAGAUUCCACCAUCGAUGCUUUAGGAAUAUGGUUUUAUCACUUCUGCACCAAUACAGAAUUUAGCAACGGCUCCGCUGUCCUCGGAUAUAGUUUAGUUUUGUCAAAAAUUCCCGUUAAUUCUUUUUCCUAUAUUAUUUGCCGUAAACCUUUUUAAUUCCCUUAACCAUACUAAGAAAAACAAACACUUGUUCCGUAUCCGAAAGCUUCCCUGUGCCAUGUGUACAUUUUUUCUCUCUUUUUUCCUGUUUGUUAAACGCUCAAGGGUGUUCAAGCCUUAUUAUAAGCCUACCUGUCGCGGGUGCGUCCAU
Penaeus indicus is the source of this 5439-nucleotide messenger RNA. RefSeq lists its product as uncharacterized. The record is from RefSeq and is a predicted model, not a curated record. The transcript is spliced from 14 exons. NCBI's taxonomy places the organism in Eukaryota, Metazoa, Arthropoda, Malacostraca, Decapoda, Penaeidae. Bases 512 to 3235 code for a protein of 907 amino acids. Gene Ontology annotation, molecular function: calcium ion binding.